Messenger RNA from Leptinotarsa decemlineata (Colorado potato beetle), 1015 nucleotides. RefSeq names its product Hus1-like checkpoint clamp component (gene Hus1-like). Gene Ontology annotation, biological process: mitotic intra-S DNA damage checkpoint signaling; mitotic DNA replication checkpoint signaling; telomere maintenance. Gene Ontology annotation, cellular component: nucleolus; checkpoint clamp complex; site of double-strand break. Lineage: Eukaryota; Metazoa; Arthropoda; Insecta; Coleoptera; Chrysomelidae. The record is from RefSeq and is a predicted model, not a curated record.
GAGAAAAAAAAAAUAAGAAGAAAACCUUCUAACCUAACUAACCUCGAAUCAGAUUAGAAUUUAUUUGUACAACUAUGAAAUUUAGAGCUUUGAUUGUCGAUCCUGCCGCUAUGCGAGAUUUUAUGAAUAUAACAUUGAGUUUAUCGAAGUUUUCGAAAGAUUGUGUCAUGAGGAUAACAACAAGAAGGGUAUACUUUAUUAUUUCAGAGGAAGAUUGUGGCCCUAGAAGACCAUUAGUCUGGUGUGAAUUGCCUGUAAAUUUUUAUUUCAAAGAAUUCAAUGUUGUUGGUGUCAAUACUGAAUAUAAUGAAAUAUAUUUGGAGUUCUCCACAGCUCUACUUGCCCGGUCAUUGUCUAUAUUGAAACAAACGGCGAAGUCACUCAAAAUAAAAUUGACCAAUAAGGAAACUCCAUGCUUGACUAUCGAAAUGGAAUUGAUGGCCGGAGAGAUCAUAAGUCGACAAGUAGUUCAUGAUAUACCUGUAGAAGUUAUUUCCAGAAGACAUUGGUCUGAUUAUGAAGAACCUAGAUUCAAUGACUUUCAUGUAUCAAUACAGAUGCCAAACUUGAAAGCCUUGAAAAGUAUCGUGGAGAAAAUGAAGAACAUGAGUCACAGUCUUAUAGUUAGUGCAAACAAAAAUGGAAGACUGACGUUUCAGAUUAAAACAAAUGUUGUCAGCUUAUCUUCCCAUUUCACAGAUUUGAGCGUUCAGAGUUUUGCUGUUGGUCAAAUUCCCACAUACAACGAUGGAGAUGAAGAUAUGAAUGCUCAAGUAAUACGUUCUACUGUUGAUAUCAAGAAGUUUUUAAUAUUCCUCUCUGGCCUACAAAUAAAUAACUGCCAAACUUUUUGUAGUAUAGUUGAAGGAAAAAUGGUGAAGUUGAAUAUGGAACAGCCUGGUGCCCUUUCCAUUCAGAUAUUCCUGGCUGAAUUGAAUGUAUAAGGAAAACAUAAAAGUAUCAGUGCCACAAAUAUCAAAAAUAUAAUUCCAGUUGACUGUAAACAGCAUUUUAA